Molecule: messenger RNA, 2959 nt
Organism: Phodopus roborovskii (desert hamster)
Lineage: Eukaryota; Metazoa; Chordata; Mammalia; Rodentia; Cricetidae
Gene: Arnt2
Product: aryl hydrocarbon receptor nuclear translocator 2
Exons: 19
Coding region: 408-2546 (712 amino acids)
Biological process (GO): regulation of transcription by RNA polymerase II
Cellular component (GO): cytoplasm; aryl hydrocarbon receptor complex; nucleus
Molecular function (GO): DNA-binding transcription factor activity, RNA polymerase II-specific; protein dimerization activity; RNA polymerase II cis-regulatory region sequence-specific DNA binding
Source: RefSeq, a predicted model, not a curated record
CGAUGUGUCCCCAACAGCUGGGGACCCCGCGAAGGCAUAUAAGGCGGAGCGCAGAGACCUCCAGCUUGGGCACCUGCGCGGGCUCGAGGGGGUCCGGCUGCCCGCUGGCCCAAGUCUCGCGGUGCUACGGCUCGGACCCGGGAGCCGCGGGCCCGGCACCCCCACCGCACCACAAAGGCUGAACCCGGAGGAGGCCCGGGAAGGGAGGAGCGCGGGUGCGCGCGGAGGAGCGGGGAGCGCGCGGGGCGCGGGGAGCAGCGCGGGCAGGAGCGCGGGGCGCUCUCAGAGCGCGGGAGCGCGGGGAGCACCGCCCGCACCUUCCUUUGUGUGGCGCGGCCGCGGCGGCGCUGGCCCGCGCCGGGUCCCCGUCCCCGCCCCCGCCCGGCUCGCCGGUCCCUCCCGGCAAGAUGGCAACCCCGGCCGCCGUCAAUCCUCCGGAAAUGGCUUCAGACAUACCCGGGUCUGUGACCUUGCCUGUUGCCCCCAUGGCGGCCACUGGACAGGUGAGGAUGGCAGGGGCCAUGCCUGCCCGAGGAGGAAAGCGCCGAUCCGGAAUGGACUUCGAUGAUGAAGAUGGUGAAGGUCCCAGCAAAUUUUCAAGAGAGAACCACAGUGAGAUUGAGCGGCGCAGGCGAAACAAGAUGACUCAAUAUAUUACGGAGCUCUCCGACAUGGUUCCCACCUGCAGUGCACUGGCCCGGAAGCCAGACAAGCUCACCAUACUGCGCAUGGCAGUUUCACACAUGAAGUCCAUGAGAGGCACCGGGAACAAAUCUACUGAUGGUGCAUACAAGCCUUCCUUCCUCACUGAGCAGGAGCUGAAACAUCUCAUCCUUGAAGCUGCUGAUGGAUUUCUGUUUGUGGUGGCAGCAGAGACAGGAAGAGUAAUCUAUGUGUCUGAUUCGGUCACUCCUGUUCUGAACCAGCCACAGUCAGAGUGGUUUGGGAGCACCCUCUAUGAACAGGUACACCCUGAUGAUGUGGAGAAGCUGAGAGAGCAGCUGUGCACUUCAGAAAACUCUAUGACAGGCCGCAUCCUGGACCUGAAGACUGGGACAGUGAAGAAGGAAGGACAGCAGUCAUCCAUGCGCAUGUGCAUGGGCUCUCGACGCUCCUUCAUCUGUAGGAUGAGGUGUGGAAAUGCCCCCUUGGACCACCUGCCUUUGAACAGAAUAACCACCAUGCGGAAAAGGUUCAGGAAUGGCCUUGGCCCUGUGAAGGAAGGAGAAGCGCAGUAUGCUGUGGUCCACUGCACAGGUUAUAUCAAGGCUUGGCCACCAGCAGGAAUGACCAUACCCGAAGAAGAUGCUGAUGUAGGCCAAGGCAGUAAAUAUUGCCUUGUGGCAAUCGGGAGGCUCCAGGUGACCAGCUCUCCUGUGUGCAUGGACAUGAGUGGCAUGUCAGUGCCCACAGAGUUCCUGUCCCGGCAUAACUCUGAUGGGAUCAUCACAUUUGUGGACCCAAGAUGCAUCAGUGUGAUUGGCUACCAGCCCCAGGACCUUCUGGGAAAGGAUAUUUUGGAAUUCUGCCACCCUGAGGAUCAGAGCCACCUACGGGAGAGCUUCCAGCAGGUGGUUAAACUGAAGGGCCAAGUGCUAUCGGUCAUGUAUCGGUUCCGCACCAAGAACCGGGAGUGGCUGUUGAUCCGAACCAGCAGCUUCACCUUCCAGAACCCCUAUUCCGAUGAGAUCGAGUACGUCAUCUGCACCAACACCAACGUCAAGCAGCUUCAGCAACAGCAGGCAGAACUGGAGGUCCACCAGCGAGAUGGGCUGUCAUCCUAUGACUUAUCUCAGGUCCCUGUUCCCAACCUACCAGCCAGUGUUCACGAGGCAGGGAAGUCUGUGGAAAAGGCAGAUGCAAUCUUCUCCCAAGAGAGAGACCCCCGUUUUGCUGAGAUGUUUGCAGGCAUCAGUGCAUCGGAAAAGAAGAUGAUGAGCUCAGCAUCAGCAUCAGGCAGCCAGCAGAUCUACUCCCAAGGAAGUCCAUUCCCUGCUGGGCACUCGGGCAAGGCCUUCAGCUCUUCUGUGGUCCAUGUGCCUGGAGUGAAUGACAUCCAGUCCUCCUCAUCAACGGGCCAGAACAUAUCCCAGAUCUCCCGACAACUGAACCAAGGCCAGGUGGCAUGGACAGGCAGUCGUCCACCCUUCCCAGGGCAGCCCAGCAAGACGCAGUCAUCUGCCUUUGGGAUUGGAUCAAGCCACCCCUACCCGGCUGACCCUUCUUCCUACAGCCCUCUCUCCAGCCCAGCUGCAUCCUCGCCAAGUGGAAACGCCUACCCCAGUCUUGCCAACAGGACUCCAGGGUUCGCUGAGAGUGGACAGAGUGGAGGGCAAUUCCAGGGCCGGCCCUCAGAGGUCUGGUCUCAGUGGCAGAGCCAGCACCACGGACAGCAGAGCGGUGAGCAGCACUCCCACCAGCAGCCUGGCCAGACUGAAGUGUUCCAGGACAUGCUGCCCAUGCCGGGGGACCCGACGCAGGGGACUGGCAACUAUAACAUCGAGGACUUUGCUGAUCUGGGCAUGUUCCCUCCAUUUUCUGAGUAGUUUCAGGCAAAGCCAAGCUCCUACUGCCCAGGAGCUAUUCUUGUCAUGGCAUAGAUGCCCAUGUUCAAAGGGGCCCCCCUCACCCAGAUUUCCCUGCUGCAAAACCCCCAGAAGCUUCCCUUACUCCCCAUCUCCCUGGACAUGGCAUCACCUGGCUCUAACCCACAGGCUUGGCUUCUUGGGUUUGGGACCUUUGUAUUUAUUGUACUUUAUGUGCUCGGAAGGGGGCCUCCAGGGUCCUUAAAUUCCAUUGUGAAUAAUCUCCUAAUGGACAGUUUGCACCCAUCAAGUGUUUGCUUGGCAUCCACAAUGGCUGGCAGCACCAGCAGGUCUGCCUGGUGCAGAAGCUGGGUUUCUUUCUGCUUUCUCGCAGCUGCUGCCUGGGAACUUUGGGUAGGACUGAGAGGCAGUAA